ACCGGAGCCGCCUGCUGGCGGGGAGCGUGGUGCCCAUUCCGGGGUGCAGGUGCCCAUUUUGUCUGUGGGGGGGGGCUUUGCCCGCAGGGUGGUACGGUCAUCGGCAGCGCCCGCUGCCAGGAUUUCCGGACGCGCGAAGGACGCCUGAAAGCUGCCCGCAACCUGGUGAAGCGCGGCAUCACCAACCUCUGCGUCAUCGGCGGCGACGGCAGCCUCACCGGUGCCGACACCUUCCGACACGAAUGGAGCAGCCUCCUGGGCGAGCUGCUGAAAACGGGGGGGAUCACGGCGGAGGAGGCGAAGAAGUCGAGCUACCUGAACAUCGUGGGCAUGGUGGGCUCCAUCGACAACGACUUCUGCGGCACCGACAUGACCAUCGGCACCGACUCAGCGCUGCACCGCAUCAUGGAGAUCGUGGACGCCAUCACCACCACGGCCCAGAGCCACCAGCGGACGUUUGUGCUGGAAGUGAUGGGUCGUCACUGCGGCUACCUGGCUCUCAUCACCUCCCUGGCCUGUGGCGCUGACUGGGUCUUCAUCCCCGAGGCCCCCCCUGAGGAUGGCUGGGAGGACCACUUGUGCCGGAGGCUCACGGAGACCCGUUUUGGUGGCUCGAGGCUGAACAUCAUCAUCGUGGCAGAGGGCGCCAUUGACAGGCACGGCAAGGCCAUCACCUCCGACGAUGUCAAAGACCUGGUGGUGAAGCGUUUGGGCUACGACACCCGUGUCACCAUCCUGGGCCACGUGCAGCGCGGCGGGACACCCUCCGCCUUCGACCGCAUCCUGGGCAGCAGGAUGGGAGUUGAAGCCGUCAUGGCCUUGCUGGAAGGGACCCCUGAUACCCCUGCCUGCGUCGUCAGCCUCUCAGGGAACCAGGCCGUGCGCCUGCCCCUCAUGGAGUGCGUGCAGGUGACCAAAGACGUGACAACGGCAAUGAAUGAGAAGCGCUUCGACGAUGCUGUGAAACUGCGGGGCCGGAGUUUCCAAAAUAACUGGAAUGUCUACAAGCUGCUGGCACACAUCCGCCCACCCUCCGCCAAGAGCGGGUACACGUUGGCUGUGCUCAACGUGGGCGCCCCGGCUGCCGGCAUGAACGCAGCCGUGCGCUCCACCGUGAGGAUCGGACUCAUCCACGGGCACAGGAUGCUGGCGGUGCACGACGGCUUCGAGGGGCUCGCCUUCGGGAAAGUGGAAGAUAUCACCUGGGAUCAGGUUGGCGGCUGGACGGGUCUGGGGGGAUCCAAACUGGGGACGAAGAGGACCUUGCCCAAGAAAUACUUUGAGGAAAUCAGCGCCACCAUCAGCAGCUUCAGCAUCCACGGGCUGAUCAUCAUCGGGGGCUUCGAGGCCUUCAUAGGCAGCCUGGAGCUGAUGGAAGGAAGAGCCAAGUUUGAGGAGCUCUGCAUCCCGAUCUGUGUCAUCCCCGCCACCGUCUCCAACAACGUCCCCGGCUCUGACUUCAGCAUCGGUGCUGACACAGCUCUCAACACCAUCACCACGACCUGCGACCGCAUCAAGCAGUCGGCGGCAGGGACCAAGCGGCGCGUCUUCAUCAUCGAGACGAUGGGCGGCUACUGUGGGUACCUGGCCACCAUGGCGGGGCUGGCGGCUGGCGCCGAUGCCGCCUACAUCUUUGAGGAGCACUUCAGCAUCCGUGACCUGCAGAUCAAUGUGGAGCACUUAACCGAAAAGAUGAAGACAACGGUGAAGCGCGGGCUGGUGCUCAGGAACGAGCGCUGCAACGAGAACUACACCACCGACUUCAUCUACAACCUCUACACGGAGGAGGGCAAGGGCAUCUUCGACUGCCGCAAGAACGUGCUGGGGCACAUGCAGCAGGGUGGCACCCCGACUCCCUUCGACAGGAAUUUUGGCACUAAAAUGGGCGCUAAGUCGGUGGCCUGGAUCACUGGCAAGAUCAAGGAGUGCUCCCGACACGGUGGGUCCCAUGGGGGCAUAGCCGGGGGGGUCCUGUCUGUGUUUGCGAAGCCCCUUCCCCUUCCUGCAGCCACACCGCGCAUCGCAGAUCACCAAAACUCAGCUCCUGCCCAAGCUGCGCCCGCACGCUCACCCUUCCUGCUCCUCUAUUUCAAAGCAAAGGACCGCUGUGCUCUGUGGGCGUGGGUUCCGCUGCCCCCUCCUCAGGGGGGCUGUGAUGCUGAGCCCACUCCCGGCGCUCCUUGCAGGUCGCAUCUUCGCCAACACGGCCGACUCAGCGUGCCUGCUGGGCAUGCGCAAGCGCAGCCUGGUCUUCCAACCCCUCACCGAGCUCAAGGAGCAGACAGACUUCGAGCACCGCAUCCCCAAGGAGCAGUGGUGGCUGAAGCUGCGCCCCAUCCUGAAGAUCCUGGCCAAGUACAACAUCGAGCUGGACACCUCGGAGAAGGCGCUCAUGGAGCAUGUCAGGCAGAAGAGGAUCUCCCAGGAGUCCCACAUGUGAGGAAGGACCCUCUGAACAACGCCCCCCAAAAAAAUCCCCCACAGCAUCUUCACUUUUGAAAGAGCAGUCUUCCUGAAGCUGAGGGUUUCCUCAGGGUAAUUUUGGGCUGGUUUAGAUCCAGCCAGGUGUUUUAUGGGCUUUUUAAAGAGAAAAGCGUUCCGCAAGCGGCUCGCGUUGUGGCAGGACGUUGCAUUGACCUAAAAGCAAGGGUCGAGUCUCUAGGGCAUCACUUUAGUUUGAAACUCAGAAUUGUGACGCUUCAAUAAACCAGCACUGCUCA
Molecule: messenger RNA, 2720 nt
Organism: Numida meleagris (helmeted guineafowl)
Lineage: Eukaryota; Metazoa; Chordata; Aves; Galliformes; Numididae
Gene: PFKM
Product: phosphofructokinase, muscle
Exons: 18
Coding region: 331-2499 (722 amino acids)
Biological process (GO): fructose 1,6-bisphosphate metabolic process; fructose 6-phosphate metabolic process; canonical glycolysis
Cellular component (GO): cytoplasm; 6-phosphofructokinase complex; membrane
Molecular function (GO): monosaccharide binding; 6-phosphofructokinase activity; AMP binding
Source: RefSeq, a predicted model, not a curated record